AUGCCCUAUAAUACACAGAAAAACGAACCAAAAUAUGUAUCUAAAUUAGAGGCACCAAGUUUUUUUUCUCUACAAAGAACAAGAACAAUAAGAGGACAUAGUGAUAUUGUUAAAACACUUGGAUGGAACUGUUCUGGCUCAAGAUUAGCAUCAGGAUCAGCAGAUCAUACACUGCGUAUCUGGAAUCCUGAUAAAUUGGAAUUAAGAUACUCUACAGAACUCAAGGGGCAUGGAUCAAGUGUUGACUAUCUUUCAUGGGAUCCUACACAUAGUGAUCGUCUUGCAAGUGUGGGAAAAGAUAAAACAAUUCGUAUUUGGGAUUACAGAGAAGCCAAAUAUAUUAUGGAUAUCACAACAAAUGGUGAAAAUAUCACUGUAUCAUGGUCACCUGAUGGGCGUUAUGUAGCAGCAGGAAGCAAAGAUGAUGUAAUUACAUUUGUCGAUGUCAAAGAGAAAAAAGUUAUAAACACUGUCAAGCAGCCAACAGAGACAAACGAAAUUGCAUGGUCAAAUAGUGGAGACUUUUUUGCAUUGGCAACGGGGCAUGGUACAGUUAAUUUAGUUGAGUGGCCAUCCUUAAAACAUAAUUUGAUCCAAAAGGAAGGCAUAUACUUAGCAGUGGGUGGAUCAGAUGCACUUGUUACUCUAUGGGAUUUAGAUGAAUUCGUAUGUGUUCAAACAUUUUCAAAGCUUGAUUGGCCUGUAAGAACACUUAGUUUUAGCCACGAUGGACAAUAUAUUGCAUCAGCAUCUGAAGAAAAUGCAAUAGACAUUUCACAUGUUGAGACAGGUGAGCAUGUCUAUAAAAUUCCAGCCAAUGCUGCAAACAAGGUCUGUUGGCAUCCUUACAAAUAUUGGUUGGCUUAUGCGGGCGAUGAAACAAGUAAAAAAGGUGAUCUAUCAAUAUUUGGUAUUAACAGUUAA
Messenger RNA from Pneumocystis jirovecii RU7, 924 nucleotides. RefSeq lists its product as uncharacterized. Bases 1 to 924 code for a protein of 307 amino acids. Gene Ontology annotation, biological process: mRNA export from nucleus. The transcript is spliced from 9 exons. Gene Ontology annotation, molecular function: protein binding. NCBI's taxonomy places the organism in Eukaryota, Fungi, Ascomycota, Pneumocystomycetes, Pneumocystales, Pneumocystaceae. The record is from RefSeq and is a predicted model, not a curated record. Gene Ontology annotation, cellular component: THO complex part of transcription export complex.